AUGGCUUCAACCCUUACCCCCAACUUCUGCUGUUCACACAUUACUCCUUAUCGGCCACAAAUUUUGGAUCAGGAGAGCAAAUUCAACGAAUUCCUAAAAUGGGCUCACUUGACCAUUACGAGCGAAUUCUCCUCUGAUUACGAUCCUUCAUCGCCCGUACCCGAAUAUGCAGUACAGCUGAUAAAGCAAGUGAACUACGGCCCGUUGGAGAGCAGAAGGUACUUCAUUCCACGCCGAGAUCUCUGUAAAGUGGAAUUCAUUGAAGUUGGUGAGCAGUGGCUCAUUGAUAAUAAUUUUGAGAAGUUGAACUCUAAUUACAAGAACUUUAGGUGCACCCUGCACAACAAAUUCUUCGAACUUAAUCUGUACCAAAAAGAUCCUGUCAAUACUCACCAUUGGAGGGCUAAUGUUGCAAGGCCAUCAAAUGAAAUCGAUCUAAGGAUUGCAUGCUAUGUCUAA
Molecule: messenger RNA, 459 nt
Organism: Aspergillus caelatus
Lineage: Eukaryota; Fungi; Ascomycota; Eurotiomycetes; Eurotiales; Aspergillaceae
Exons: 2
Coding region: 1-459 (152 amino acids)
Source: RefSeq, a predicted model, not a curated record